AUGAUUAACGAAAUCUCUGGAAGCUAUGAAGACAAGCAUUUCUCCUCAUUCAGUCAAGGAGUAUUCAUUGAAAAAAUUACCUAAAAAACUUCAUAAUAGCAUAGCUCAAUGUAUUCAAGUACAUUUAACGACUCUAAUGAGGCUGAAUCAACUAUCAAUAGUAGUCCAUGCAUUAGCAGUUCUAGCUUCCUUAAAGAUUAGUAGGCACGAUUGAAAUAAACUCUAGUUAAAACAUUGAUACCAAAGAUAGUAACAGUUUUGGAUUAAAUAGCCAAAGAGCUCCUGUGUAUAGAUGAUAGUUUAAGCUUAACCUAGAACCAAUUUCAAAAUUUUGACUUGAUAACUCUAAAUUUCGCAAAUUCACUCAAGCAUUCAAUAUUGUUAAAUGACCAACCACUGCAACAGAUAAUUGAGAAAAAGCCAUCUAUUGAUAUGAUAGGAUGCAUAUAAAACACAGCUAAAUAGGAUACUCUAAAAUUCACUCCAUUUUCUAUUAGCAGUAGUAAUUCUUGUAGCGGAAAUACAAGUGAUGACAGUAAAGGAUUGAGCUCCCCUUCCUUGAAUUCUUUAUAAGAUUAAACAGCUCCAUCAGUUGGUAGCACAAACUUUAUGCAAUCUCUAGAAAAAUAAAGUUUCAUGAAAUAAGAUCAUAAAUCCCUUAAAGACAAGCCAAAGAAUCUCAUUAACAAAAAUCUUGAAAAGAAAAUCCUAAAUAAUAAAAAAGAAUAAAAUUUUGACCAAUUUAUUGAAAAGCAGAUAAAUAGUAACGACUAUUGGGAAAACCAGGCCUCUAAAAUGCCGCCAUUGUAUAAAAAACUAGAUAGCAGUUUAGAUAAAUUAGACAACUCAAUGAUAAACCUCUCAAAGUUAUUCAAACCUUUAGUAUCCUAUGAAAAAUUUGAUCAAAUACCAUCAGUGAUGGAUAUUAAAAAAAGUUAAAGUAAGCAAGAAGAUCCAGGCUUUAACUUUCUAGAAACAUUGUAAAGCAUAACUAAGGGUUGGAAAGACAACUAUUAAUAAGUAAGCUUGAAGAGCUAUCAAUAAAAGACUGAUAAAGCACCUCCACCAGCAGAUUUAUUCGCUAAUCUCCCGACUACUACCAAUUUUUAAUUAGGAAUGUCUUUGUUUAGUAAUAUUAAUAGUAGCACCACCAAUAACAACUCUAAAUCUAAUUCCAAUAAUAGCAGCAGUCCUAAGCAAACUAUAUUGAAAUGA
Messenger RNA from Stylonychia lemnae, 1215 nucleotides. NCBI's taxonomy places the organism in Eukaryota, Ciliophora, Spirotrichea, Sporadotrichida, Oxytrichidae. The record is from the annotation of a GenBank genome assembly.